AUGUCUAUGCUCGCCGCCGCCACCCGCCUCCGUCUCUCGCUCUCCGCCCUCCUCACCGGCACUCCGCACCCACCCGUCCUCCAGAACACCCGCCCGGCCAGUGCACUCGCCAUGUCCGGUACGCCCCCCAUCCCACUCCCCAGCGCCGCCCAGCCCGAGGUCGCCACCUUCGCCGCAGGCUGCUUUUGGGGAGUCGAGCACAUCUUCCUCAAGCACUACCCCAUCCCCCAGAACAAAGGCAUCCUCCGCACUGCUGUUGGCUACAUCGGCGGUCGCUCCGACGCCGUCGAUCCCGACUACGAGACCGUCUGCUCCGGCCGCACUGGCCACGCGGAGGCCCUCCGCAUCGAAUUCGACCCCUGCAUCCUCACAUAUGCCCAGCUCGUCGAGUUCUUCUACAGGACUCACGACCCAACGACCGUAAACUCGCAGGGGAACGACUACGGGACCCAGUACCGAUCCGCCAUAUUCUACCACUCACCGGAGCAGCACGAGACUGCCGCCCGCGUCACAGCCGAAAUUCAAAAAUCCCAUUUUGACCCUUUCGGCAAGAAGAUCGUCACAGACCUCGUCCCCGCGGGCCCCUGGUUUGACGCAGAGGACUAUCACCAAGAGUACCUCCACAAGAACCCGUCUGGAUAUCAGUGCCCUACACACACUCUUCAUUGGUGA
This is a messenger RNA of Fibroporia radiculosa, 672 nucleotides long. RefSeq lists its product as uncharacterized. The coding region runs from base 1 to 672 and encodes 223 amino acids. Gene Ontology annotation, molecular function: peptide-methionine (S)-S-oxide reductase activity. NCBI's taxonomy places the organism in Eukaryota, Fungi, Basidiomycota, Agaricomycetes, Polyporales, Fibroporiaceae. The transcript has 4 exons. The record is from RefSeq and is a predicted model, not a curated record.